AUAAAUCUCACCCCUACAUUCACCCUAAUAGUAUUCAUUAUUCUAAUUAUCCCGAUUAUUAUAUCAACCACACACAUUUACCAAACCAAACUUUACCCACAGUACAUUAAAACAGCAAUUUCAUAUGCAUUCACUAUCAGCAUAAUUCCAGCCUUAACAUUCAUCAAUUCAAAUCAAGAAAUUAUAAUUUCCAACUGACAUUGAAUUACAAUCAACUCUAUAAAAAUCACACUUAGUUUCAAACUAGAUUACUUUUCACUAAUCUUCAUUCCAGUAGCACUAUUCGUAACAUGAUCAAUUAUAGAAUUCUCUAUUUGAUACAUAGAAAUAGACCCUAACAUCAACCGAUUCUUCAAAUAUCUACUAACUUUCCUAAUCACAAUAAUUAUCCUAGUUACAGCCAACAACCUGUUCCAACUAUUCAUUGGCUGGGAGGGAGUUGGAAUUAUAUCAUUCCUACUUAUUGGCUGAUGAUAUGCACGAACAGACGCUAACACCGCAGCCUUACAAGCUAUCCUAUACAAUCGUAUUGGAGAUAUCGGGUUUAUUCUAACUAUAGCAUGAUUCCUCAUUCACUCUAAUUCAUGAGACUUACAACAAAUCAUAAUAACCUCUACAGAAACUAACACUCUACCCCUAUUAGGUCUUCUACUAGCCGCAACAGGAAAAUCUGCCCAAUUCGGCCUUCAUCCAUGACUACCAUCAGCAAUAGAAGGCCCAACACCAGUCUCAGCCCUACUACAUUCAAGCACAAUAGUUGUAGCAGGAAUCUUUCUACUAGUACGAUUCCACUCACUAUUAGAAAACAACAAAACUAUUCUAACACUUAUACUAUGCCUAGGUGCUCUAACAACCCUAUUUACAGCAAUCUGUGCACUUACACAAAACGAUAUUAAAAAAAUUGUUGCAUUCUCAACAUCAAGUCAACUAGGCCUAAUAAUAGUCACACUAGGAAUCAACCAACCUUACUUAGCAUUCCUACACAUCUGCACCCACGCAUUCUUUAAAGCCAUACUCUUUAUAUGCUCAGGAGCAAUCAUCCACAGCUUAAAUGACGAACAAGACAUCCGAAAAAUAGGUGGCCUUUACAAACCUUUACCACUAACAUCCUCCGCACUAAUUAUUGGUAGCUUAGCCCUAACAGGCACCCCAUUCUUGACAGGAUUCUACUCCAAAGACCUUAUUAUUGAAGCAGCAAAUACAUCCUACAUCAACGCCUGAGCCCUAUCACUUACCUUAAUCGCAACUUCCAUAACAGCUAUCUACAGCUCUCGAAUUAUCUUUUAUGCUUUAAUAGGCCAACCACGAUCAACCACACUUAUCUUAAUUAAUGAAAAUAACCCAUCUCUAAUCAACGCCAUUAAACGAUUAAUAUUCGGCAGCAUCUUUGCAGGUUUCAUCCUAUCAAACAGCAUCAACCCAACAACUAUCCCACAAAUAACAAUACCUAUUUACCUUAAACUAACCGCCCUAUCUGUUACCCUACUAGGCUUUAUACUGGCAAUAGAACUUAACCAAAUAACACUCUACCUUAAAUUCAACUACCCUUCUAACACCUUUAAAUUCUCAAAUAUACUAGGAUUCUACCCCCAAAUUAUACACCGCCUAUACCCAUUCCACAGCCUAAACAUCAGCCAAAAUAUCUCAUCAAACAUUAUCGACUUAACAUGACUGGAAAAAACAAUACCAAAAAACCUAGCAAAUUAUAACCUCAUAGCAGCUACUAUAACCUCAAACCAAAAAGGCAUAAUCAAAUUCUACUUCAUAUCUUUCCUUAUUUCCCUUUGCCUAGCCUUAACAUUCUUACUUUAA
This is a messenger RNA of Chrysochloris asiatica (Cape golden mole), 1812 nucleotides long. The record is from the annotation of a RefSeq genome assembly. Lineage: Eukaryota; Metazoa; Chordata; Mammalia; Afrosoricida; Chrysochloridae.